GGAAAAUUGGACGCACCACCAACAAAUCGCCAGCACCUGGUGUCCUCCUCCAAAGCAAGACCGAAACAGCAGCGGACACUGGGCUGCUGCGUCUUGCAGCCACUUACAUUGAUGUGACAGCACACGGAUACAAGGCAGACAUCUUUGUAGUGUGAGCAGGCAACGGCGUGAUGUUCACCGGCAUUGUGGAAGAGAUUGGCACGGUCGUCUCCCUGCAGACCGACCAGGAGGUAACGCUGUGGGAUGGCCGAAAGGGGAAAGCAACGGUGCUGGUGGUUCAGUGCAGUGAGCAGGUGCUGGGCGGCGCAUACAUUGGCUGCAGCAUUGCGGUGAACGGCGUGUGCCUGACGGUGGUUGCGUUUGAGACUGAUGCCGCCAACACUGAAGCCGCCAACACCUUCACCGUGCAUCUGGCGCCGGAAACGCUGCGCAAGACCAACCUGGGCCUGCUGCGAACCGGAGAUGGCGUGAACUUGGAGCGUGCACUUGCAGAGGGCGGGCGCAACAGCGGCCACAACGUGCAGGGCCACGUGGACGGCACGGGCGUCGUGUUCUCCCGAGAGAACGACGGCGAGGCGCUCAAGAUGGUCAUCCGCGCUCCACCGCCCUUGAUGAAGUACAUUGUGCCAAAGGGGUUCAUUGCCGUGGACGGCACGUCGCUGACGGUGGUGGACGUGGACCGCGAGCAGUCCACCUUCUCCUUUAUGCUCAUUCCGCACACGCAGUCCGCAGUGGUUCUGCCGCGGCGUCUUGUCGGCCACCAGGUCAACCUCGAGGUGGACGUCACUGCAAAAUACGUUGAGGCCCAGCUUCAACAACAGCAACAGCAGCAGCAGCAGCAGAAGACAACGUUGGGUGAUGAUGCAGCCCCACAUGCUUCAGACCAAAACACACCAGCAACAGCGGGUCAAGGCAGCACAGGCCACAGUGGUGACGGCAACAACGGCCGUAGCAGCAGCAGCAGCAGUGCGAACGCGCCAACCGUGACCGCGGAUGCGGAGAUGGCGGCAAUUUCUUCACAGACGGAACGCGGGCGCACGGUGCACGGCGCCGGACUGCGUGUGCCGUUGGGCGUGGACACGAGCACGUGCAGGGUGGCCAUCGUCAAGACAUGCUGGCACGACGAGCUGAUUGGCGUCAUGCGGGACAAGUGCGUGCAGCGCCUGCUUGAUCGUGGCGUGCAGCAGUCCAACAUCACGGAGGUGGCGGUGCCCGGAUCCUUUGAGCUGCCGUUUGCCGUGGCGUCCCUGCUCUCGCGCAAGCAGCAGACAGGCAGCAGCAACAUUGGUGCUGAUGACGGUGGUGAAGACGACGGUGCAAAUGAUGGUGCUGCUGAUGGUGCUGCUGAUGAUGAUGGCAGUGCGUUUGAUGUUGUGAUUUGCAUGGGCAUCCUGCUGAAAGGGGGCACCAUCCACAUGGAGGUGAUUGCCAACGCCGUCACGCCGGCCAUCAUGGACCUGCAGCUGCGCACGGGGGUUCCCAUUGUGUUUGGGGUGCUCACCACCCUCUCCAUUGAGCAAGCGAGCGAGCGCGCGCACAGCGCCCUGCCAGAGAGCUGGGCAGACUCCGCCAUCAGCAUGGCCGCACACAACUUCUCCCGAAACGUCUGACUGCACACGCGUGGUGGUUGUGUGCACGUGUGUCGGUGCAUGUGUGUAGUUGCGUACUUGCGCGUGUGCUUGUUUGAUUGCUUGGCUGAUGGUUGUUGUUACAUUACACAUUACAUUGGUGGACGAUGGGAUUCCGAUUUCUGCGUCUCAUUCAUUCGGGGG
This is a messenger RNA of Salpingoeca rosetta, 1772 nucleotides long. RefSeq names its product riboflavin synthase. The transcript is spliced from 2 exons. Gene Ontology annotation, biological process: riboflavin biosynthetic process. Gene Ontology annotation, cellular component: riboflavin synthase complex. The record is from RefSeq and is a predicted model, not a curated record. Lineage: Eukaryota; Choanoflagellata; Craspedida; Salpingoecidae. Bases 171 to 1610 code for a protein of 479 amino acids. Gene Ontology annotation, molecular function: riboflavin synthase activity; 6,7-dimethyl-8-ribityllumazine synthase activity.